Molecule: messenger RNA, 3564 nt
Organism: Andrographis paniculata
Lineage: Eukaryota; Viridiplantae; Streptophyta; Magnoliopsida; Lamiales; Acanthaceae
Product: U-box domain-containing protein 43-like
Exons: 5
Coding region: 330-3362 (1010 amino acids)
Biological process (GO): protein ubiquitination; cell surface receptor signaling pathway
Molecular function (GO): ubiquitin-protein transferase activity; protein binding
Source: RefSeq, a predicted model, not a curated record
AUUUCAAUUCUAUUUUAUAUUAUAAUAUUAUUAUACAUAUAUAUAUAUUAAAUCCCGAGAGGCAGACCCUUGCAAGGUAUGUUCCCGGCUACCUCCAUUCAUCUUCCCUCCCGCUGCUGCUGCUGCUGCUACUGAUCAAUGACUUUCUUCCUGUACCAACGAUUCUCGAGUCUUUGUUUGGUAACCGAGGUCUGGUCAGGUGGUAUCAGAGAUACUUGACAAGAUAAGAUGUAUUAGAGACCUCUGAACCAUUGUUCAACUCAACCUAAUAUGUGCAUGCGGGCUGUUGAGUCGGCCGGUUCCUUCUGCAAGCGGAUUGACUAGAGGGAAUGGUAAUGGAUGUGAUAACAAACUCUUCUCUUGAUCCAUUAAUGGACUGUCUCUCUCAGAUUGUUCAAGCUAUCAUUGAGCUCAUAUUAGCCUCAGAAAAUGUCCUUGUUGAGAAGAAGAGCUUCUCGGAACUCUCGUCUUACUUGCAUAGGAUUGUUCCGCUCUUGAAUGAGCUGAAUAAGAAAGGCAUGACUGAUUCUGAAGGCUUGACUAAUUUCAUGGAGAUUCUAGACCAUGCACUUAAGGAAGCAAAUAAACUGGUCAAGGACUGCAGUGAAAGGAACAGGUUUUAUCUCUUUGUCAAUUCUCGAUCAAUUGCAAAGCAGAUUGGCCAUAUUACGAAAGAGAUUAUUCGUGCGAUAAACUGCAUUCCUUUUGCCUCCUUAGAUAUUUCAUUGAAAAUCAGGGAAGACAUUGGCCAUCUCAUUAGUAGCAUGCAGGCUGCUGAGUUCCAGACUGCGGUGGCUGAAGAAGAGAUUCUGCAAAAAAUAGAGUCAGGCAUACAGAAAAGGAAUGUUGAUUGUAGCUAUGCCAAUAAUUUGUUGGUGUCGAUUGCCAAGGCUAUUGGAGUUUCAACUGAUCGUUCAGCAUUAAGAAGGGAAUUUGAUGAUUUCAAGAGUGAAAUAGAUAGCUUGCGACUGAGGAAAGACAAGGCUGAAACCAUUCAAAUGGACCAAAUUAUUGCCCUGCUGGAAAGGGCUGAUGUUGCUCUGUCUAUUGAAGAUCGAGAAAAAAAAUACUUAACCAAGAGAGAAGCUUUGGGUACACAGCCAUUGGAGCCACUUGUAUCAUUUUAUUGCCCGAUUACUAAUGAAGUUAUGGUUGAUCCCGUAGAGACACCAUCAGGGCAUACAUUCGAGAGAAGUGCUAUAGAGAAGUGGCUAUCAGAGUCAAAAGAACCCUUGUGUCCGUUUACUUCAAAUCCAUUGGACACUUCAAUGCUAAGACCUAACAAAACUCUGAGACAGUCUAUUGAGGAAUGGAAGGAGAGAAAUGCCAUGAUCUCCAUUGCUGCACUGAAAUCAAAAUUGUCAUCUGGAGAAGAGGAUGAGGUGCUUCAUUGCUUGGAGCAGCUGAGGGAUCUCUGUGAACAACGGGAAAUACACAGAGAAUGGCUAGUUUUGGAUAACUACCUCCUGAGCCUUGUUGAGCUUCUUCGUGUGAGAAAUCGGGAUGUUAGAGCUGGAGCACUUCGAGUCCUUUGCUUGCUAACAAAAGAAAAUGAAGAUGCCAAGGGAAGAAUUUCUAAGGUUGAGAAUUCCAUCCAACUAAUUGUUCAGCUUCUUGCACGUAGCCCUGGGGAAAGAAAAUUGGCUGUGGCAUUACUUCUGGAACUUUCAAAAUCUGAACUGAUCCGCGAGUGCAUUGGCAAGUUCCAGGGCUGCAUUCUUCUUCUUGUCACAAUGUUGAAUAGUACCGACGAUCAAGCUGCCACAGAUGCUCAGAAAGUGUUGGAAAAUCUUUCAUACUCUGAUGACAAUGUUAUCCUGAUGGCCAACAAUAACUAUUUUAAAUAUCUUCUUGAACGUCUAGCUUCUGGCUCAGAAUCUGAUCAUGUUAAGAAGAGAAUGGCAAAAACCUUGGGCGAUAUGGAAUUGACUGAUCACAACAAAUCUCUCCUAGUUGAAAGCGGUGUCCUGGAUUUACUACUUGUCUUAGUCUCGCAUAAUGAGCUAGAAAUGAAGCAAGUAGCCAUUCGAGCACUUUUGAAUCUUUCCAAGUUGAAAAGGAACGGCCAGCAGAUAAUAAAGAAAGGUGCAGUCCAUACUUUGUUGGACAUUCUCUACCGCCAAACAUCGUCGCAGAGUCUGCGUGAACUAGCUGCUGCCACCAUAAUGCAUCUUGCUUUAUCAACUAUACCUGAAGAUUCUGAUUUAACACCUGUUCCAAUGUUGGACUCUGAUGAGGAUAUUGCCAAGCUCUUCUCCCUAAUUAGUCUAACAGGCCCUGAUCUGCAGCAAAAGAUCCUCCGGGCUCUUCAUGCCUUGAGUCUAUCUCCAUCUGCUGAUAUGGUCAAGUCUAAACUAAAGGAGUGUGCAGCUGUCCAGAUGCUGUUUCGAUUGGUCGAGGGUGAUGAUGCCAAUUUACGAGCAAGUGCUGUUAAGUUGUUAGGUUGCUUGACUGAAGAAGGUGAUGAGGCCGCUGUGUCCGAACAUGUGACGAAGAGUUCGGUUGAAACCUUGCUCAAGAUCCUUACGACAUCUGGUGAUGACGACGAAAUCUCCUCUACAUUGGGUAUAAUUGCUAACCUUCCAAAGUCUGCUGAAAUCUCUCGGUGGCUGCUGGAGUCCGGAGAUCUCCAAACAGUUUUUAACUUUCUCGAUAGCAACGGUAGUAUUAGUGGCCGCCCUAGCCAUAAGUUCAUAGAGGAUGCCGUGGGAGCUAUUUGUCGGCUAACCAUUAAAACGAGCCUGGAGCUGCAGAAGAAAGUAGCGGAUGCCGGCGUCAUCCCUUUGUUGGUGAACUUGCUACAGACAAGGAGCCGCCUAACAAUAAAACGAGCCGCCACUUGCCUUGCUCAGCUCUCGGAGAGCUCUCCGCAGCUGAGCAGGCAAAUGUCAAGGCGUCCAAAGUUGUGGUGUUUCUCAGCCAUACCAGAGGCCGCCUGCCCCGUACACAUGGGAGUGUGUACAGUUGCGUCGUCAUUCUGCCUACUGGAGGCAGCAGCCGUCGGGCCUCUGGUCGAGGCCCUCGGGAAUGCUGAUCCCACGGUGUGUGAGUCUGCGCUGGAUGCCCUCCUGACUUUGAUGAGCGAGGAACGGCUGCAGAGGGGUUGCAAGGUGCUGGGCGAGGCCGGGGCGGUGCCGGCUAUCAUAAGCUUGCUGAGCAGCCCAUCCCCGGGUCUGCAGGAGAAGGUUCUGAACUGCGUGGAGAGGAUUUUCCGGCAGGUGGAGUACAAGCAGAGGUACGGAGCCUUAGCAAACAUGCCGCUGGUGGACUUGACCCAGAGAGGAAACGCCAGGGUGAGGUCGUUAGCUGCCAGGGCACUUGCCCGACUCAGCAUGCUUCACGAGCAGUCGAGUUUUUUCUAGGGACUCAGGUUCGAUUCGGUUCGGAGAUUCUUUUUGGUAUUGUAUUGUAUUGUAUUGUAUGGUACCGUGCCUAAGUAAAUAAUAAGUAGUUAGCAGUAGUAGUAGCAGCACAAGAUAUGUAUGUAGGGAGGGAGGGAGGGAGAGCUGGGAUUACAAAUAGUAUCACUUACUGCUACGACUAUUUACCACAUAUUCUUUUAUA